Venturia canescens is the source of this 7238-nucleotide messenger RNA. It is a transcript of the gene Pgant9, whose product is annotated as polypeptide N-acetylgalactosaminyltransferase 9. Gene Ontology annotation, cellular component: Golgi apparatus. Lineage: Eukaryota; Metazoa; Arthropoda; Insecta; Hymenoptera; Ichneumonidae. Gene Ontology annotation, biological process: protein O-linked glycosylation. Gene Ontology annotation, molecular function: polypeptide N-acetylgalactosaminyltransferase activity. The transcript has 13 exons. The coding region runs from base 1672 to 3498 and encodes 608 amino acids. The record is from RefSeq and is a predicted model, not a curated record.
GUGUGCGCGGAGAGUGAGCGAGACAAAGCACGCGGCGGAGCGGAGGAGGAAAAAGUUGGUUCAGUAGCGCGCCCAAGCGGUUAGGUGGGAGAAACGAGCGAUCGCGAAAGAGCUCGAUGAGGUCGGCGGCGCCGGGGAAGAAGACGAAGGAUGCGAGGCCGAGGAGUGGGGGACCGCCCCCUGCGAGUCAGUCCGCGUGUCGUUGACAGUCGAAAAGCGCUGGCUGCUGGCUCGAAGGCUUCUCCGUCGACGCAGACAGUAGUAGCCGGUCUCUCGGCGCGGGAGUGUCGUCUGUUUUACCGUCAGAUUUCAGGUGUAUCGGUUGAUUUAAUUGUUUACUUGUCAUUUUAUUCCAUUGCAUCGAACUAACGUGCGCGUCCAUUAUUUUUUUUGUCUCUUCCUGCCCUAUGGUCGUUCUAUAAAAAAAUCGAUGUCUACGAAUAGUUGUUCAAAUUCCCGGUGAUUCACGGUACGACAAAAUAAUCCCGGCUCUCCCGCGCGUUAAUCGAUCGCCGUGUUUAUAAGUUCCAACGCGUUUCGCAUUUGUGAUUCGUUUGUUUGAACAAAAACAAAACGAAACGGAUCCCGUGUAUUUCUUUUCUCCGAUCCUUCCGUCUCGUGUUCAAACGAUAUACCGAGCUCUUUUCUUUCUCCUCGUAUAUACGUUGGAUACUCAUAAUCGCUUACCAAGAAUUCGCGUGUGACAAAAAUUGUGCGGGAAUUUUUGAUAUAUCGUACUCCGAUAGUGAAUAAAUCGACGAAAGGUGAUCAGCCUGCUGACUUCUCGUGCUCCUCGGAGAUUAAUCAUCCUCCUUUUUUCUUCAACAUUUUUUCAUCCUUCGCCCGUGCACCUUGGGUUUCGGUACAAACGACGUUCCGACGAUCUCCAAGGAUUUCAUCGAUUUCCGGAAUGCUGGAGAGAUUUUUUUUCAUCAUGCGGUUAUUCUGAACGUAUAAAACGUACAUAUCCGAGCAGGGCUCUAAUGAUUCACCAGCUACGAUCAGCGCACUGCCAAACGGAGCGAGGACAAAGGAGCUUCCGGCUAAAAGAAAUUCCGAGCCGCUGACUCGAGGGAAAACGAAUCUGCAAUCGCGAUGUCACACGUAUCUCAGAGGUUCCAGUUCGAUUAAAUAAUAUAUUGGCUCAUAUCAUUCGAAGAAGCAAUUGCGAUCGAUUUUGGGAGUUCGUACGAGCGAAAGACAAAUUUGGGUCAUCCGGUAUGACGAUGAUCGUAUGAAUUAAAUGAACGGCUGCUCGUAAAUAAUUUAUAUCAAUGUGGUUUGCAAACAUAUCCAGAUAUUUGAACUCCGCGAACGACGGUCUCAUGAAAAUCUCUACAUCUCGAGAUUCCAAUGCUGUGUUUAUUCACGUUAUUUUCUGAUUGACGAAGCGUUAAUGGCCUCAAUUCAACGGAACGGAUACUGAUUCAAUAUCAAUAAUAACAAUAAUAAUAAUAAUCACCAUCAUCAUUAAUGAGAGACUGACUGACUCCGGAGCAGUAUUUUGAAAAAAUGUUGUUGAGGUAACGGAAAAAUAUUGGCUCGUCUGUCACAAUUGACAUAUCGACGAAACGAGUGACAUUACAAGCCACCAAGCUUCAGACACUUUUUCAAUCAUCGGGAAAUACAUUUUUUUUUCCCCCCCCCGAAACGACAAGAUUAAUCAUCAAAAUGAUAAUGGCAUUUCCGAGACGAAGAUCUCUGUGGGUGAAAGUGGCAGUUUUGGCAGCGGCCGUUUGGCUCACCGUUUGCUUCCUUCUUUACACGGAAGACCGUGCUUCGGCCAACGAUGUCCAGACUGGCUUGGCCCCCUCAGGUGUCGCUGUUGCGCCUCAAGUAGCCAAUGGUUUCGUACCACCAUUUUUAGCCCCUAAACGGGAAACACCUAGCAACGCUCAGAGCAAACCGAAAAUCAAUCAGGCUGGACCAGAACAAGGUGGUGGGGUUCUUGCUGCGCCAAAAGAUCCCGAAGAAGCGGCACCCGGUGAAAUGGGAAAACCCGUUGUUCUUCCAACCAAUCUGACAGCAGAGACGAAAAAACUCGUCGACGAUGGGUGGCUGAACAAUGCUUUCAAUCAGUAUGUCAGUGACCUGAUUUCCAUCCACCGAACACUUCCGGAUCCGCGUGAUCAAUGGUGCAAGGAGCCGGGUCGUUAUCUCAAGGAUCUUCCAGCCACGGCCGUGAUAAUAUGCUUUCACAACGAGGCGUGGUCGGUACUUUUACGAACAGUCCAUUCAGUUCUCGACAGAUCACCGGAUCACCUGAUUCAAGAGAUUAUCCUCGUGGACGAUUUCUCUGACAUGCCUCAUCUCAAGCGUCAACUGGAUGAUUACAUGAUGAAUUAUCCGAAAGUCAAAAUAAUACGAGCGAAGAAACGCGAGGGUCUUAUAAGAGCUCGACUCCUUGGCGCCGAAGCUGCCACAGCUCCUGUUCUCACGUAUCUCGAUAGUCAUUGCGAGUGCACCGAGGGAUGGCUCGAGCCACUCGUCGAUCGUAUAGCCCGGAAUCCAACAACCGUGGUAUGCCCUGUUAUCGAUGUUAUCGACGAUACGACGCUCGAAUAUCACUGGCGAGAUUCUGGCGGUGUAAACGUUGGUGGUUUCGACUGGAAUCUCCAGUUCAACUGGCACGCCGUACCCGAACGUGAGAAAAAGAGGCACGAGAAUUCUGCCGAACCUGUUUGGUCGCCGACCAUGGCUGGUGGUCUUUUUUCCAUUGAUCGUGCUUUCUUCCAGCGUCUUGGAACUUACGACAGCGGCUUCGACAUCUGGGGUGGCGAGAAUCUUGAACUUUCUUUCAAAACGUGGAUGUGUGGGGGUACACUUGAAAUCGUGCCUUGCUCACACGUGGGACACAUCUUCAGAAAGCGCUCGCCGUACAAGUGGCGAAGCGGCGUGAACGUGCUCAAGAGGAACAGCAUAAGGCUGAGCGAAGUGUGGCUGGACGAGUACGCCAAGUACUACUAUCAGAGAAUAGGUCACGACAAGGGAAAUUACGGUGACGUGUCCGACAGGAAAGCCUUAAGGAAAAAGCUCAAUUGCAAAUCCUUCAAGUGGUAUCUCGACAACGUUUAUCCGGAGCUUUUCAUACCGGGGGAAGCGGUUGCUUCCGGCGAGGUUCGUAAUCUGGGUGAGGGAGGAAACACGUGUCUGGAUUCACCGGCUCGCAAGGCUGACUUGCACAAACCAGCCGGACUGUAUCCUUGCCAUCGACAGGGCGGCAACCAGUACUGGAUGCUGAGUAAAACUGGAGAAAUACGCAGAGACGAAUCCUGCCUGGAUUACAGUGGAACAGACGUCAUUCUUUAUCCCUGUCAUGGAAGUAAGGGCAAUCAACACUGGAUUUAUAACCCUCAGACGAAACAAAUAAGACAUGGAAGCAGUGACAAGUGUCUGGCAAUAACGGAGAGCAAGCAGCGUUUAUUGAUGGAGGAAUGCACGUCUUCGUCAUCGAGACAGAAAUGGUCGUUCGAGAAUUACGAUCCAUCGAAGCUGUGAUAUAGCGCUUUGUCGCAUCGACAGAUAAACCAAAAUCGUGAUAACGAUAAGGAGGAAGCUUGGUGGUUAACCGAUCGACGUUAUAUCUACGUGAAUGAACAUUCAGAUGGCUUGAUAGCAGUGAGAUAGGCCGUUGAAAUUGUGCGUUGAUAGUAAAACGCGUUAUAUCAAUACGAUCGUUUGUGCAAAUAUUCGUUUAGCGUUACGACAUAAAUAGGGGAUCGAGAAGCGUUGGAAAAUAAGGGUUAAAAAUAAAUAGCUCAAGGAAUCUGUGCAAAUUUGAGAUAAACGGAUGAAAAUUGUUCCAUUUCCGUCUGCAGACUGGUAAAGACCGUUGUCCUGAUACGUUAUAAAAAAAUAUCUCGUCAAGAUCAGCCUUGAAUUUGGUACUCGAGAUCAAAUAUCGUCGAGUCAGCGAACAAAGUACUUCAACGACGAUUUAUAUGCAUAUUUACAUAUACUAUAUCAUGGUUUCACCCUAUGUACAUUGCAUAUAUGUAUAUAAUCGUAGUUUGAGAAUCGAAAUCGACGUUUUCCGCAACGUCUCAAUUCCAAUAAUAUCCUCUCGCACAUAUCUAUAUAUUUACUAUGUGUAGCCGUCUCCUAGGAUCCAAGUUUCCAACGCAAGGAAGAUUCUAUUCCAAACUAUCAGACGAAUAUUUGUUACAAAGAUUGGAGAAGGAGUCUUCUCGAUUCUUGCCUUCCAAAUGUCGCGGAGAAACUCCGAAAGUAAUUAUGGGAUAACUUCCUCGGCAUAGAAUUUCAUUUUAUUUUUAUAUUGUUCAAACAGAGGAUAAUUUGCCCAAAAAAUCUCAUUCUGAGAAUGAAAAUCUCUUGUCACUGUGACGAAAGUGAAAAACGAAUAUCAUCGCGCCCUCCUAGGUAAAUUGUGGAUUAUCAAUUACAUUUAUAAUACUUGCAGUAUGAAACGGCAAUGAAAAAUGGGUUUGAAGUGGAAAUUCAUUAAAAUGACUUUUUUUGAACAUUGAUUAUAAAAAUUUGCAAAGUUAUAAAAAAGAAAAAUUUCCCCUUUUAAUCAUUGGACUGACACAUUCUUUUUUACGAAUUCCUCAAGCAAUACGUUCGUACAGUGCGAAGAAAUAUGAGAUUUAAAAGCCGUACGCAUCGCUGUUUCUCUCAGUGACAUGACGUUUUCAUUCAUACCAAGGAGACUAUUAACAUCGUGGGUUGCUCAUACGCACAGAAUAUCGAAUUUCUGUAAAUGAUAAGAUUUAUUCAAUAGAACGAUGUAAAAAGUCGAAGUUUUGUUCAUACAUUUUAGUCCAAGUGACACCCAAAGUUUUGUCAAGAAAAAGAAGAUCAUACACUUUGAAAUUUAGGGUAGGAUUCAAACGUUAUACAUAUCUAUUUGUUUUCGCCCUUAUUGGAGGGUUGAACAGAAAAAUAUCGUACUCUCACUGCCGAUCGUGGACGAUCGAGCGAAUUUGUUUUUUUUUGUUUUAUCAAUUCGAUUACGUUUUUAAAUAAAAUUAAGCUCGUGAGAAUUCGCAAUGCCAAAUUCACGGGGUGAGUGAAAAAAGAAUCAUCGAAUGUUGUAAAUACGAAGAUAAACGAAAGGGAGAAAGGAAGAUAUAUUUAUUGUUCGUAUUUCUUCCACAUUUCGUUUAGAUAUUAAGACUUCUCUAAUCAGAAAUGUAAGCAAGAUUUCAUCCAAGUAUUUCCGCAUUUCUUAGAACUACAUUGCAAGUUUUCCCCUUUAGAAAUAGACGAACGUUAUUUUAGUAAAAAAAAUAAGUUUCUCCAUAUUUGUUACGUAUAUCAUUAACCAUUUGGAAGAACUAUCAUAGCAAUUUGUGAAAACUUUAGAAUUCCAAAUUCUGUAAUUACGUUUCAUUGAAUCGAAUUUUUUAUUUUUCGUGUCGAAUACUCGCUGGAAAGAUGUUGAAAAGAGAUGUUUUUUUUUUUAAUGGAGUGUAAUAAAAUUUAACAGAUUGAUGAUUAGCAAAAGAAAAUAUGUGAAAAUUAAUGAGUGUGAGCGGUACAUUCCGAAGCCAGAUUUUGUACAUUCGUGUAAAAUAAUAUCAUAUAUAGAUAUAACCAUAACUUGACGCCAGUUCAUUCAAACUAUUACUAAGAGACAGACAGAAUUAUGUUAAAUAUAUGAAAACAAUAUAAUGUUCCGAGAUAACCCGCGCGAUGCGUUCGAAUAUUUUUUCUCUUUUUUUUUGUAGUUUACAUAAUUCGUUUAAUAGAAAACGCAGAAUAUAAGCAUUGUGUACGAAUGAUGUCUCUGGUUAAGAACUCAAGUAUGCAAAUUGAGUUCAGGAUCGAAAUUCGGACGUAAAAUUGUCAAGUUUUAUUUGAUAAUGGCGAUCCCUAUUUAAAUUUAUUUUUUUUUCUCUCGAGUCAUUUAUCAAAAAAGUUUACUUGGUUCAUAGUCGAAUUUUACGUGACUCGAUAGUCUUUUUCGAUAUGCUUCGAAAAUCAAGCUACUGAAUAUGGGAAAAUGAAUUUUGAGACUUUUCUUAUCGAGAAUUUGCUGCUCUGUAAUAUUGCUCCUAAGUAAUUUUUAUCCAUUUCAAACCGCUUAGGAAGCGUGCGCCAUGGAACGGAGUCCUUUAGUAGAGCUGAGAAUUGGAACCUGAUUAAAAAGUUGCAUCAGGUUUUGAUUUGAAUUUCGAUUCUGAACACGAACUCACGUGGUUAAGCAUCUAACCUUAGACACUUUGUAAGUCAUAUGACUGUCUCGAAGAUGAUGAUGCCACUCAAAACCAUCGAGAUAUUGUCGUGAGGUAUAAAAAAUUUGCAGUGAAAAUAAUAUUAACGACGCAUCGCGCAGCCAAUUAGCACCAGAAUGAAUUCGCAAAUUCAGCUCGCGUCCAACAAACAGUUUCGGUACACAACUCUGUAUUGAUUUCGUUUUAUAUGCUCGUUUUACUCUGUUUUUAUUUAACAAAACUCAUAGAGUUGUGUAUCGAAGUGAACCGCCCGAAUCUACGACUUCACGUGUGCCAAUAGCUUUAACUCAAUGUAUUUUUUUUUUUCCGUUUCCUAAUACAAACAAGAGAUUUAUCUGUUCAUUCAUUAAGUAAGGCAUCACCGUGAAAAUAGGGAUUAGGCGUGCAAGUAAAAGGCGAGUGCUUAACUAGGAACUACAAGAAGAAAAAACACUAGUUAUUCUGAAGUCUAAUUAUAAACGAGAGAUUAUAACUAUUAUCGUCGAAUUAUCACUGUCGUAACGAAAAGAACGAGAGAGGAAAAAAGAGAUUAAAAUAUAUGUCAAGGUGGUGUGAUAGAAAUGCAAAAGUGUUUGAUGGACUGAAAAUUCGAAUGUGUGCGUUCCAGAAUGGCUUAUAGGAAAAAGAAAUUCUUUUGUUAGUGAAAGUAUGAGAGGAAAAAUAUGAUUCAAAAAAAAGAAGACACGCGCAGAAGAAAAGACAUUUAUAAGAAUGAAUAUUCAUAUAUGUGUAUAUAAUCCACAUACAAUUAUACAUAUGACAUUUUCUACAUUUCUUAAGGAUGUAGCAUAUCAUAAGAGAAAGUGACAUAUGAAUUCGUCGAACUUAACCGUUUAUUCGGCUACGUAUACGACGUUUAAUUAAUAUAAUAUCAGACGUGCCUUAUUUCAUGUAUAUGUGAAUACUAUUAUUAUUACUGCUAUUAUUAUUUUAUUAUUACUUAUUAUUACAUAUAAUAUUAUUGUCAUUAUUAUAAACCUCUAUAAUAACGUGCAAGCAUUUGUGUUAAAUAAAUCGAUGUUGUUUUAUGUUGAAGAAAAA